This is a messenger RNA of Toxotes jaculatrix (banded archerfish), 967 nucleotides long. Its product is annotated as translation initiation factor IF-2-like. NCBI's taxonomy places the organism in Eukaryota, Metazoa, Chordata, Actinopteri, Toxotidae. The coding region runs from base 54 to 704 and encodes 216 amino acids. The record is from RefSeq and is a predicted model, not a curated record. The transcript is spliced from 4 exons.
CUCCCGAUUCCAGUUGAAGGCAUCAGCUUGUCAACUACUGCAAACUAAAGAAAAUGAAGAUCCAAAUCGUUAUCCUGGUCUCUGCGUUUGUGGCUGUGAGCAGUGCAGUACCAGUAGCAAUGUUUGCCAAGCUCCUAAAGCAAAGGUUUCCUGGGGUAAAGUUUGAUUCAGCUCAAGAGAUCCCGGCUAAAGAUGAGUUCCUCGAUGAGAAGCCCUUGAAAGAUGAGGCAUUCAAUGAGAAGCCCUUGAAAGAUGAUGCCCUCAAUGAGAAGCCCUUGAAAGAUGAGGCGUUCAAUGAGAAGCCCUUGAAAGAUGAGGCGUUCAAUGAGAAGCCCUUGGCAGAUGAGGCGCUCAGUGAGAAGCCCUAUAAAGAUGAGGCGCUCAAUGAGAAACCCUUGAAAGAUGAGGCGCUCAAUGAGAAGCCCUUUAAAGAUGAGGCGUUCAAUGAGAAAGCUUUUGAAGAUGAGGCGUUCAAUGAGAAGCCCUUGGCAGAUGAGGCGUUGAAUGAGAAAGCUUUUGAAGAUGAGGCGUUCAAUGAGAAGGCCUUGAAAGAUGAGGCGUUCAAUGAGAAAGCUUUUGAAGAUGAGUUGGUCAAUGAGAAGCCCUUGGCAGAUGAGAUCCCUGAGAAGUUCUAUGAUCCCUAUGACGAGUUGGAUUUUAACCUGGAAGGUUUGGAAGGUGAACUGCACCCUGAUGUUGAAUAAGCAAAGAACGACGAAUCCCUCACAACAUCCUGCCGCUCUCCAACACCUGGUCUUCAGCACCACUGGUGUCAUCACAAUCAUCUUCCUUACAACGACAAUCUAUAGCGUUGCAGCAUUAAAACCAAAUUAGGCAUUGUGUCACAGUAAUGGGAUAAAGUAAAAGCUUUAAGAUGAAACAAAAUGAUUGUCUCUGUAUCACUGCUGGCAUUUUUCUGUGCCAAAUGAGCAUUUCCUGUAUCUUUACUGAGUUGUGAUUCCCCAAA